Messenger RNA from Sporothrix schenckii 1099-18, 5070 nucleotides. RefSeq lists its product as uncharacterized. Gene Ontology annotation, biological process: regulation of transcription by RNA polymerase II. NCBI's taxonomy places the organism in Eukaryota, Fungi, Ascomycota, Sordariomycetes, Ophiostomatales, Ophiostomataceae. Gene Ontology annotation, molecular function: transcription coactivator activity. The record is from RefSeq and is a predicted model, not a curated record. Gene Ontology annotation, cellular component: mediator complex. The transcript is spliced from 4 exons. The coding region runs from base 1 to 5070 and encodes 1689 amino acids.
AUGGCCGCCAAUAUGAACAUGCAGCAGCAGAUGGGCAUGCCGCUCCAGCAGCAGGCCCAGCAGCGGAGAAAUGGCAUCCCCAAUCACCUGAUGGCCAUUGUCUACCAGCAGCUAGUGGCAAACACACCCGUUGUCAAUGGAUGGCGAUCCGGUGUGCAGCUCACGGAGCGGAUGGGCAAGACGGUGAACCUGGUCACGAACAUCAUUCUUGCAAAUCCAGGCAUCGACUGGCAAAAGGCAUUGCAGGCCGGUGUCGACUUUGAGCGGAAAGCCUACCUGGAAAUGCCGGACAGGGCGAUGUACGAGAAGCAGAUGACUACGAAAAUUCAGGAGCAGUUUGUCAAGCGCCAGUCCAACGAGCAAAAUAUCAGAAACGACAUGAACAACCAGCAGCUCCAGCAGCAGGCACUUUUGCAGCAACAAGCGGCAGCGCAACAACAGGCGGCUCAGCAGCAGCAACUGCAACAGCAACUUCUCAUGAACCCUCAACUCCGGGCCUUUGGCCAAAACCCUCAAAGUUUUCAGCACUUGCAACACCCCAUGCAGGCAUCGCCAAUUCCGCAGCAAAACCCUCAGCAAAUGGGCGCCGCUGGUCUUAUGGGCCAAAAUGGAGUCGGCAUGCAGAUGGCACCGAACCAACAGCAGCAACAGCAACAGAACUUGCAGAACAUGCAAAAUUUGAACCAAGUACGCCAAAGCGGAAUAGACCUCUCGAAACUGACGGAACAAGAUCGCCAAAAAGUGAACGAGUUUGCGAAUCGCCUUUAUAUGAGCGCGGAUGACAACACCAAAAGAAACCUGUUGGCCAACAUGCAGAAUCGCGUCAGCCCGCAAACAAUUGAGAACCUCCAGCAAAGCGGAAAGGAUGUUUUGAUGCACAUGUUCCAGAUCCAGGCACUCAACGUCCUGACCCAAAAAGCCAGCAAUCUACGAACGCAACCAGGUGUUGCUAAUCCUAAUAUGCCUGGCGGCCAGCACCCGAUGCAACAGCUUCAACAACAGCAAGCACUUCAGCAGCAGCAACAACAGCAAAAUGGAAUGGCCGGUGGUGUUUUGAACCCGAACAUGAUGGGUGUCAGCGGGCCUGCCCAAGGCGGUGCCCUCGUUGCUGGCGCUUCUGGCCCGGGUGCACAACGCAACGCACAAUACCCCUUCGGUCCCAACGUGGAAAGCAUCAUGAACGAGCACAAAGCUGCACUUCUUGCCCAAGAGGCUGGUCAGGUUGUUGUCCCGGCGAGUACACAAGCUGGCCGCAACCCCACGCCACAGCCGCCAAUGGCUGGUGCUCCGGUUGCUCCGAACAAUGCUGCUGGUAUGGCUGGUAACCAAGGACAUCCUAAUACUCAGCAAGGCGUCCAGCUCCAGCGUGGUGGUCCCCAGAUGCAGCAAGGAUUCAACAUGCACCAGAUGGGUCUUGAUGCUUCUGGCGCUGCCAAUAUGCAGAACCAGCAGCAGCGGGCACAACAGCAGGGCGCAAAACAAUUACAAGGCCAGCCCGGUAGUGUAAUGGGCCACAGUCCGGCAAUUGGCAACUUAGGCACGCCCAUGGCUCGCCAGGCCACUGCGCAAGGCGAGGCGACCCUUCAGCAACAGCAGCAGCAGCAACAGCAGCAGCAGCAACAGCAACAGCAGCAGCAGCAACAGCAGCAGCAGCAACAGCAACAGCAGCAACAGCAACAACAACGACAAAUGGCACAGGGUGGCCCAACAUUUACGGGACAGCUCAACCCUCGUUUCAACCAGAACCUCAAUCCCAAUUUCCAGAACAUGAUCAAUUCUAUGUCAGCUGAGCAAAGGGAGAAGUUUUCGAGCCUCCCCCCAGAGAAGUUGAACGAGAUCAUGGCCAGAUGGGCUCAACAGCAACAGCUAAGAAUGAAUCAAACCAAGAAUAACCCUGCCGCCGCUGCCCAAAUGCAGCAGCAGCAAAGCCGCCAAGGCCAGCUGGGCCCUGGUCAAGUCAACCAGCAGCAACCGCAACAGCAGCAACAGCAGCAACAACAGGCUGGUGUACAGGCAAACCAGUUUGGUAUGACUGCUCAACAGCCGAUGGGAAUCCCGCCACAGAACAUGGGCCAGGCAGGCCAGGGUCCGAGACAAAUGCGCCCCCAGCAUCAAGCUAUUAUGGAUAGCAUGGAUUUGCCGCCGCAAGUGUCCAGUCAAUUCAGCCUGCCUCCGGAGGUCAAGAAAUGGCGUGACUUGAAGAUCUGGAUUGCGCAGAAUAGCUUGCCAGAUCCUGUCAAAGCGCAGCUGUCAAACUUCCAGAUGGUGCAGUUUAGGCAGCUGGUCGAGAAGCGGACGCAACAGCAGCAGGGCGGUCAACAACAACGGCCUGGCCCUCCUGGUAUGCAGCCUCCAAACGCCCCUGUUGCAGCUGGCCCAAAUGCCAACGCAAAUGCCAACGGAAACAAGCCAAUUGGUCCGAAUAUGCAGCAGAUGGCCGGCACCUUACCAAAUAUCCCGGCCAGCAUGCUCACCAUCACUGCUGCCGAGGUUGCACAGCUUCGUGUAAGAGAUCCCAAGCUUGCUAAUGUUUCCGAGGAUAUUGUUCGAAAGUUCGGCGCACGAAUGAAGCAUGAACAGAUUAUCAAGCAUUACAUGCAGCAGCAGGCCAAGAAUGGGGUCCCCUUGAAUGUUCUUCAGCAAGCCCAACAAGCCCAGCUGGCCCAACAGCAGCCGGGAGUUGGCCAGCCCUUGAACUUGCAACAGCAGCAACUACUGCGGCAGCAACUUCAAAAUCCUCUACAGGAGCAGCAACAGCCACAGCUGCAACUUCAUAAUUCUCUGCAGCAGCAACAGCAACAGCUUCAGCAACAGCAGACGAAACAGCAGCUUCAACAACAGUUGCAACAACAGUUCCAGAUGCAGCAGCAGCAGCAGCACAAUCUCAUGCUUCAGCAACAAGGUGGUCAACUUGAAAACCCAAGUGCAGCUGCCGCGGCCGCUGCCGCGGCUGUCACCCAAAACCCUGCUGUGCAACAGAAGCCAACGAGCCAGGCGCCAGCGGCUCCGCCGACAUUUACUGGACAGACGACUCCGGCCCCCGCGGCUGCGACCGGUGCGAAGAGCAAGGCACAGCAGAACCGUGCUGCUGCUGCCAACCGCAAGCGUGCAGCAGCUGCUAAUAACAAUACGACUGACGAUUCGUCCAAUGCCACUUCCGCUGCUCAGCCUCAACAGUCGCCGUCUGUGCAGGUUCAGCAACAGGCCGUACAGCAACCACAGCAGCAGCAGCAGCGCCCGGUUCCGAAUAUGACAGCAGAGCAAUUUGCCAAGCUCACACCUGAGCAACAGGAGACGAUUCGCCAACGCCAGCAAGCUGUAGCAUCUGCCCUUCAGCCCGGCUCUGAAACUAUGCAGCACCUGUUAGCAAUUGGCCAUGAAGUGAAACAGGACAUACACAAGGAACAGUUCCCUGACAUUCCUAUGACCGCCGAGGAGAAGGACGAAGUGUGGAAGAAGAUUCUCGAGACCGUCGAUCCCCUGUUCAAGGUCGGCCGCGCCCUUAGCCGUUUCUACCUGGCGACUCACGAUGAAGUCCGCACUCGCAAAUUCUUCCGAACUAGAUACCGUCUUUCGCAACAAUUUGUCAACCCCGAUACACUUGCUGGCCGCAAGGAGAAUUUCUCUAUUACUCUGGAUGAAAUUGAGUCACAUCGGAACCUGUUGAUGGAUAUGGCCAAGGAGGCAAUGAAUUUUGUGCGGGCCCAUGCGAACCAGGCCCAGCUCCAAGCUGGCCAGACCGGGCAACAAAUGACGGGGCCCCAGGAGUCGCAGCAGGGUCGGAACGCAUCCGCCUCUGCCGCGACGUCUCAAGCUCAGCCAACUGCUGCCACUGCCAAAACCACAGCGGAGGAAACCCCGCGCACGCAGGCCAAGCAUAAGCGAUCAAACAGCAAGGCCAACCACCAACCGCCGGCAGCACCAACAACGGCCCAACCUCCAUUCCCUCUUCACGGGGCGUCUCCCCAUGGCCAGCCUGCUUACAUCGGCAAGCCGAGCGUGACCCAAGAGACUCUGCAUUUGCCUACGACAAAACGCCGGAAGACGAACAACCAGGCGGGUGCUGCGUCGCCUAUCACUGCGCAGACGCCCGCGGCAUCGACUCCUUCGGCAAAGGCUUCUCCUGAGGUCAAGCGCAGGCAGGCAUCGGAAGCAAAGGCUGCCGCUGCCGCCCAGUCUACAGCCGCUGCCGCUCAGCAAGCCGCCAAGUCACUGUUUUACUGCACGGAAAACGACUGCGACAUGAAGUCGACUGGAUUUGCUACGGAGGAGGCUCGUCGUACCCAUAUUGAAGAGGAACAUAUCAAGCCCGCUGCCGACCCGUUCAAGUUUGUCAGCGACGCCCUCACGGACGCACUCGGUCUGGACGCGCUAGGCAAUGCGAAAACGAGUGGCAAUGGUGUGAACACUGGAACGAACGCUACCUCAUCGAAACAGGGUCUCACACCAGUCACGCCGAUGUCUCGUGUGACGUCGAUGAACCGGCAAGCAUCUGGUGGAAAGGCUGUGGCUGGUAAGGGCUCCACCGGCAAUGGGCCGAGCACCACUCCCAAGCUUUCGGACAGCGGUCUCCAGGGUUCUGCGCCCAGCAUCGACACAGACGUGCUGCUGGCGUCUGCGUCAUUGAGCGACGCAUGGGACUUUGCCAAUGUUGAUCCACAGGAUCUUGCCUCGACGUUCAGCUUCGCUGCAGAUACUGCGGCCCAGGGCGCGAUUGCCGACUUCAGCGUAUAUCGCAGCAUGAUCACGCCUAACGACACGCCUGAGUCGAGGACCGAUAGCGGGUGGGCUUCGGAGCCGACAAGCGAAAACCUGGAGUCGACCAACCUCGACCUGAACAUGGACAUGUGGAUAACGGCCGAGGAUGGCACCAUCAUCCCCUCCAUGCUCGACGAUAUGCAAAAGUUCAAUAUGGCCGCAAUCGAUGAGACCGACACGGCCAACCUAACACAAAUGUUCUUGAACGAUGGUCCUAGUGGUUUCGGCGAUGAGGAGACAGACAUGGUGUCGAUGUUCAACAAGACGAAUGUCGAGCUUGACCCUUCUCUGUACUCAUUUGGUGCGUCCUAA